CCGACCCGCGACGUGCAGCCUAGUUGGCCACAACACCGCGUAUCCCCUCCGCGCGCGCGCGUGUGUGUGUGAGUGUGCUUGUGAGAGGAGAAGAGAGAGAGAGAGAGAGUGAUCAGGCCUUAACCACUCUCCACCCCUCUCCCGCCCGUCUGCGCCAUGUUGACAAGCCAGUCCCUCGAGUCCGCGGACCUGGUGGUGUUGGCCCAGGGCCUGAUGGUCGUGCUCCUCUACCUGGUCUUCAAGUGAUGAGUGCAGCUGGAGCAGCUGGAGCAGCUGGAGCAGCCCACCGGCAUGCCCCCCCUGCGGAGGCCACCUCGACCACGGCGGUGGGGGGCUGGCUGCGGCCCCUGACCGGCCUCAUCGCCAGGGCCGCGAGCAGGGCGGCCGGGGCGGCGGCGGGGGCGGCGAGGGUCGCCGUCAGGGCCGCCUCCGCGACGGCGACGCUGACGGCGCGGCGAGUGCGCGCCGUGCGGAGGCUGCUACGACACAGGAGCGUGCGCCGCAGGAGGGAGCGACGCCAGCGACGCGCCGCCCGCCAGCAGCACCAGCAGCACACCCAGCAGCACACCCAGCAGCACACCCAGCACCAGCGCGAUGGCCGACACGGCCGCCUCGGCGCCCUCCGCGCCCUCGGCCUUGGGGCUGGCCUCCGCCCCCUCCGGGCACCCCACCGACGGGGACCUGCACUUCGCGGUGGCCGAUUACGCCAUGUUCGGCCUGAUGAUGUGCAUCUCGGCCCUGGUCGGCGUGUACUACGGCUUCUACAAGCGGCAGGACACCGUGCAGGACUACCUGCUGGGCGGCAAAUCCAUGGGCAUCUUCCCCAUCGCCAUGUCACUCGUGGCCAGCAACGUGUCCGGCAUCACGAUGCUCGGGGUGCCCGCCGAGAUGUACACGUACGGGUCGCAGUACGCGGCCCUUAACCUGUCCGCCGUGCUUGUCUGCGUGGCCGUGGUCCGGUGGUUCGUGCCCGUCUUCUUUAAGCUGCAGUUCACGUCCUCCUACGAGUACCUAGAGCAUCGGUUCAACAGGUCGGUCAGAAGGAUAGCAUCGUUUUUGUUCGGCCUGGGUCUGCUCCUCUACCUGCCCGUCGUGAUCUACGUCCCCUGCCUGGCCUUCAACCAGGUCAGCGGCAUCGCGCUCCACAUCAUAGCCCCGGCCGUCAUGUUGAUCUGUAUCUUCUACACGACAGUGGGCGGGCUGAAGGCCGUCGUGUGGACCGACACGCUGCAGCUCGUGGUGCUGGUCGCCGCCUCCUUCGUGGUCAUCACCAUGGGCAUCCUCAUGGUGGGCGGAAUGGGCGAGUUUAUCCACCGAGCCGACAGCGGCGGGAGGCUGGUGUUCUUCGAUAUGAACCCGGACCCGUUGACGCGGACCACCUUCUGGACCGUGUUCGUCGGCUCCAUCCCAGACAUCGCCUCUAGCCACGCCGUUCACCCCACCGCCCUCCAGCGGUUCCUCAGCGUUCCCACUCUUCGCAGCGCGCAGUGGGCCGCCGUCAUCCUGUGCGCCGGGUACAUCCUGACCAAGGGGCUCAGCUGCGUCACCGGCCUGCUCGUGUUCGCCACCUACCACGAGUGCGACCCGCUCAAGACGCGCUCCAUCAAGAAGCCCGACCAGCUGGUGCCGUUCUUCGUCAUGGACGUGGCCCGUUCGGUGCCCGGGCUGGCCGGCCUGUUCGUGGCGGGCGUGUUCAGCGCCGCCCUCAGCACCAUGUCGUCGGGGCUCAACACCCUGGCGGGGACCAUCUACGAGGACUUCUUGGUCCACGGCCUGGCGCGCCGUGACAGAGCGCCCACUGAGUUCCAGGCCUCGCUCAUCAUCAAGGGACUGGCGCUGAUAGUGGGCGUGCUGUGCAUGGCGCUCAUGUUCGUCGUGGAGAGGCUGGGCAGCGUCCUGCAGGUCACGUACACCUUGAGUGGCAUCACGGGUGGCGCCCAGCUCGGGCUCUUCGUCCUGGGCUUGUUCGUCCCCUGGGCCAACGUCAAGGGUGCCAUGGCUGGAGGGCUGUGCAGCCUGCUCUUCAUGGGCUGGAUCGUGACCGGGUCGCAGGCGGCGAUAUUCAGCAAGCAGCUGACGUACCCGUGGCUUCCCACCCGAGUGGACGGCUGCGCCAACAACGUCACCGACAUCCUACACGACAAGGACAUGACGUGGACGAACUCCAUCACGGAGAUGCACACGAACCCCGAGGACACGUUCGUGCUCUACCGAAUCUCGUACUACUACUACACGCUCCUGGGGGCCCUGAUCGUGGUCGUGGUCGGACUGGUCGUCAGCCUCUUCACGGGGCCCCAGGACCUCAGGACAAUCAACAGGGACCUCCUGUCUCCGGCCAUCUACGGCUUCCUACCAAAGCCUGCCGAGAAGGCCAGCUCCCGCGAGAAGAGUACAAAGGUGGCCAAGGUGUGAGCCCUGGUCGCAAACCACUGACAUCAAACCUGAGAGACUUUUGUUUUUGUGUGUGUAUGAUAUUUUUCUGUGUAAAUAGCUAUAAUUGUUCAUGUGAGAUUAAGCCUUGUAAAUACAAAUCCUGUUGUGAUAGA
Molecule: messenger RNA, 2546 nt
Organism: Frankliniella occidentalis (western flower thrips)
Lineage: Eukaryota; Metazoa; Arthropoda; Insecta; Thysanoptera; Thripidae
Product: sodium-coupled monocarboxylate transporter 1-like
Exons: 13
Coding region: 595-2412 (605 amino acids)
Biological process (GO): transmembrane transport; sodium ion transport
Cellular component (GO): membrane
Molecular function (GO): symporter activity
Source: RefSeq, a predicted model, not a curated record